This is a messenger RNA of Capsicum annuum, 2673 nucleotides long. Its product is annotated as TGACG-sequence-specific DNA-binding protein TGA-1A. The record is from RefSeq and is a predicted model, not a curated record. NCBI's taxonomy places the organism in Eukaryota, Viridiplantae, Streptophyta, Magnoliopsida, Solanales, Solanaceae. The transcript is spliced from 9 exons. Gene Ontology annotation, biological process: DNA-templated transcription; regulation of DNA-templated transcription. Gene Ontology annotation, molecular function: sequence-specific DNA binding; DNA-binding transcription factor activity. The coding region runs from base 1187 to 2311 and encodes 374 amino acids.
UUCAAAAUGGAGUCUUUCUUGCUAAAAAGUCAUGAGUUCGUCAUUCUUUUUCAUUUAUUGUCUUAUUGAUUAGAAAUUUGAGAAAUGAUUACUAGUUUGUUUGACCUUUUACCCCUUUCUCUGUAUGGCUUGAAUUGAACUAUAUUCUUGCCUGGAAAAAAAUUGGAGACUUUUUUCUUUUACUGUGGUGUCCGGGCCAACUGUCAUGCACCUUGUCUAAUUUCCUUGUCUAAUUUCACAGGAUACUGCCACCUCUCACUAUAUGGGAAAAAAUCACCCGGUGUUUUGAAAAUUGGAAACUAUUUUUCAUGUAUCUAUUGAUUUAACUUUAAGAUUGUAUGCUGAGUGCAUUAUUUUUGGACAAGAAAUUUGAGAGAAUAAAACUGCUUUAAAUUGUUCUUUGGGUGUUAGACUCCUUUGAUUGUAUAAAUGGACUUUGAUGCUAUUCUUUGGUUUGAUGAGUUUGAAUUUAACGAAAGGUCAACUCUUUUGAUGGGAUUUAGCUGCUGGAUUUUGCAUUUUGAUGACUUCAAAACAUGAAUCUAAUGUUGAUCGCCAUGAAAUAGUUUCACUGUCGUUCUUUCCACUCCUUUCUUGUAUGCUACAAUGUUAAGUAAUGGUCACUUGGUCAGAGAACAAACAUACACCCCAAAAAAGGUCAGGGAGUAGUUGAAAUGGCCUGUUAUUAGAAGUUGGUAAUAAAAAACUACUUGAAUUUGAUGUUUGUACAUUCGUACUCGAAAUGAAGAUGCUAACUUCCACAGGUUUUUCUUGAUCAGCGAUCGCUUUAAUAUCAAAUCUAUGUUUCUCAGUCUUGCGCACGUCCUCUUCAUCAUCGAAAGUAAUAUCUGGUCAUAUCAACCUGUUGAUACGGAAUUGUUUUUCUGUCAACAUAGAUUGGAAUACCAUCGAAAGAAUGUGUGUUUGUGGAUAUAGGUCCCUUGAAUUUUAAGAUCUAUUUUUUUUCAGCCCCUUACCUGAGUCUCGCACCUCAUCACAAUAUACUCACAAUCUAUUCCGAUGUUGCAUAUUUAGCUUUUGCAAGAAGUACGGUUAAUCAUCUAAGCUAAUGCUGAUUUAUGUCUGCUGGAUUAGAUAAUAUUAGAAUCGGUGGUGUAAAAGAAAUUCAGUACUCCAAACUAGGUUCUGGGGAUUUUUGUUCCCUACAAUUUUCUGUCCAAAGAGGAUGAAUUCUUCAACCUAUACUCAAUUUGUUGCCUCAAAAAGGAUGGGUAUAUGUGACCCGAUCCAGCAGAUUGGCAUGUGGGGAGAUUUCAAAGGUAGCAGUUUCCCAGACACCUUGAUUCUUGAAGUCGAGAAUUGCCUAGAGAGCGAGAUGCCUAUUAUGGAGAAAAGAUUAGAUAAUGAGACAGAGGAACCUUCACAUGUAACAGUUGGAAGGUCUAAUAUAUAUGAACCAGAAACAAGUAAACGCAUUGACAAGCUUUAUAUACAGAUGAAUAGACGCCUCGCACAAAACCGUGAGGCUGCUCGUAAAAGUCGUUUACGGAAGAAGGCCUAUGUCCAGCAGUUGGAAAAUAGUAAACUGAAGCUGCUUCAGUUGGAACAAGAACUAGAACGUGCUAGACAACAGGGUUUGUAUGUAGGUGGUGGUUUAGAUACUAGUCAGAUAGGUUGCUCUGGAACUGCAAAUUCAGAAAUAGCUACUUUUGAAAUGGAGUAUGGCCAUUGGGUGGAAGAGCAAGAUAGACAAACAGAUGAUUUGAAGAGUGCGCUGAAUUCCCAAAUCGGUGAAAUUGAAAUGCGCAUUCUUGUCGAGGGUUGUUUGAAUCACUAUUUUGAUCUCUUUCGCUUGAAAGCUACAGCUGCAAAUACCGAUGUCCUCUACCUUAUGUCUGGCACAUGGAAGGCAUCAGCUGAGCGCUUCUUCUUGUGGAUUGGGGGAUUCCGCCCCUCUGAACUUUUAAAGGUUCUCACGCCACAUGUGGAGCCAUUGACAGAACAACAAGUCCAGGAGGUUUGCAACCUCACCCAGUCUUGUCAGCAGGCAGAAGAUGCAUUGUCCCAAGGACUGGUAAAACUCCACCAGAUUCUUGCCGAGGCUGUUGCAGCUGGUACACUAGGUGACGGAAUUAUCCUUCCACAAAUGACCGCUACCAUUGAGAAGUUGGAAGCUCUAGUUAGAUUUGUAAAUCAGGCAGAUCAUCUUCGCCAAGAAACCCUACUACAGAUGUCCUGCAUACUGAGUGUGCAACAAUCAGCUCAGGGUCUCCUUGCCUUGGGAGAUUACUUCAAACGUCUUCGUUCUCUAAGUUCACUUUGGUCUAGUCGUACUUCUGAACCGGCUUAAAGAAGAAAGAACCAUUAUUAUAUAUGCAACUUCGGGUUUUCAAUUUUGCCAAUCAAAGCUGUGUGGGCUAAGAUCUGCUUCUUGUUGCCGGUAAAAAAUGAAUAUCGAUAUGGAACAUAAUAUCAGCUGGCGACCAUUCGGACACUGCUUCAUCCCUGAUUGAAAUCUGUAUAUGAGUUCUGCUAUGCUGUAAUUGGAACUUCAAAAUUGCAUUUCUUUUCUUUUCACAUUGGUUUUGAUGAUUGUAAAUCAAUAUGGUACUCUGGCUGGAGUCUCCUGAUGAAAGUUACUCCAAGUUAUGAUGCCUCUCUGUAUUUAAUUGUCUAUGAUGGGAGUGUGAUGUGCCAAGCAAUUUUUGAAUA